Molecule: messenger RNA, 1077 nt
Organism: Ustilaginoidea virens
Lineage: Eukaryota; Fungi; Ascomycota; Sordariomycetes; Hypocreales; Clavicipitaceae
Exons: 1
Coding region: 1-1077 (358 amino acids)
Biological process (GO): carbohydrate metabolic process
Cellular component (GO): extracellular region
Molecular function (GO): chitinase activity
Source: RefSeq, a predicted model, not a curated record
AUGCGCUUCGCAUCUUCAUUCCUGGCCGCUGGCCUGGCCGCUCUUUGCCUGGCCUCGCCCGUCACACAAGCCGUCCGAGCAAUCAGCCAACUACCCCGGCUAAUCGUCUACUUCCAAACCACGCACGACUCCAACGGCAACCCAAUCUCCAUGCUUCCCCUCGUCAACGAAAAGGGCAUCGCGCUAACCCACCUCAUCGUCUGCUCCCUUCACGUCAACGAAAACGGCCGGAUACACCUCAACGACUACCCGCCCUCCGAUCCGCGCUUCUACACCCUCUGGAAUGAGACGCAGGUCCUCAAGAGCGCCGGCGUCAAGGUAAUGGGCAUGGUUGGCGGCGCCGCGCGCGGAUCCUUCGGCAACGGCACGCUGGACGGCAACCCGGCCACUUUCGCCAAGUACUACGGCCAGCUGUGCGACGUGAUUCGCAGGUUCGCGCUCGACGGGCUGGACAUGGACGUCGAGCAGGCCAUGAGCCAGGCCGGCAUUGAGCGGCUGAUUGAGCGGCUGCGCGCCGACUUUGGCGCCGGCUUCAUCGUCUCCCUGGCGCCGGUGGCUUCCGCCCUCAGCAACGGCGCGAACCUGAGCGGCUUCAACUACAAGACGCUGGAUUCGCGCAUGGGGUCCAAGAUUGACUUCUACAAUGCCCAGUUCUACAGCGGCUUCGGCAGCAUGGACAGCCCGACGGGCUACGACAAGAUUGUGUCAAACGGCUUCCAGGCCUCGCGAGUCGUGGCCGGCCAGCUCACUUCGCCGAGAAACGGGCGCGGGUACAUUCCCUACACCCAGCUGAACGCUACCGUCGUGUCGUUGCGCAAGAGGUACGGCCAGAUCGGAGGCAUCAUGGGCUGGGAGUAUUUCAACAGCCUCCCCGGGGGCACUUCUGAGCCGUGGAAGUGGGCGCAAGUCAUGACGGAGAUUCUGCGACCUAAUCUGGUGCCUGCUCUCACCAUCACAGAGGCGAUUGCCGACCGGCUUACGCAGGCCUACGGCUCGAGUUGUCUGUCCCGGCGCAGGGCGACGGAGCUGGGCCAGGAAGCUCCAGCUGUCGACUACUACGCCAUGAUUAAUGCGUGA